Pogoniulus pusillus (Red-fronted tinkerbird) is the source of this 2511-nucleotide messenger RNA. Its product is annotated as prenylcysteine oxidase 1-like. Bases 263 to 1756 code for a protein of 497 amino acids. The transcript has 6 exons. Gene Ontology annotation, molecular function: prenylcysteine oxidase activity. Gene Ontology annotation, biological process: prenylcysteine catabolic process; prenylated protein catabolic process. The record is from RefSeq and is a predicted model, not a curated record. Lineage: Eukaryota; Metazoa; Chordata; Aves; Piciformes; Lybiidae.
GGGUGUCCCGUACCCGGCUGGUACCGGCGGUGCGGCCCCGGUGCUUAGUCAGCGCUCCAAAGCGAGAAACUAAAAAGACGGUGGUUAAAAAGUCAAUGCGCCGCCCGGGAAUCGAACCCGGGUCGCAAGAAUGGGAAUCUUGCAUGAUACCACUACACCAGCGGCGCUCCCGGGGAGGCGCUCCCCGCCCGCCCUUUAAAGCUUCGCGCCCGGCCCGUCCUUGGCCUUUGCUAACAACGGCCGUAGCUGCACACAUUGCGCCAUGCCGAGAUUCGGCCUGCUCCUGCUGCUGCUGCUGCUCGCCGCUCUCUGCCCGCCCGCCCCGGCACGGCAGAACCCUGCCAGCAUCGCCGUGGUCGGCGGCGGCAUCGGCGGAGCGGCCACCGCUUACUUCCUCCGCCGCCGCUUCGGCCCCGCCGUGCGCCUGCAGCUGAUGGAGAAGGCGGCGCCGGGAGGACGCUUGGCCACCGAGCAGCUGCACGGACAGGCCUACGAGGCCGGCGGCUCCGUCAUCCACCCCCUCAACCUGCACAUGAAGCACUUCGUCCAGCAGCUCGGCCUCUCUCCUGUCCCGCUGCCAGGGAGCCUGCUGGGCAUUUAUGAUGGCAAGGAGCUGGUCUUUGAGCAGAGCAGCUGGUACCUGAUCAACCUCCUCAAGCUCCUCUGGCACUAUGGUUUCAAUGGCCUGAGGAGGUACUUGUGGGUGGAGGACAUCGUGGACAGGUUCAUGAGGAUCUAUCGCUACCAGGCACACGACUACGCCUUCAGCAGCAACGAGAGGCUGCUGCACGCCCUUGGAGGGGAUGACUUCACCCUCCUGCUCAACCAGAGCAUCGAUGAAGCCAUGCAGAGAGCUGGCUUCUCCCAGAAGUACAUCGAUCAGAUGGCAUCUCCUAUCAUGAGGAUCAACUAUGGGCAGGGUGUCAACAUCAAUGGUUUCGUGGGUGUCAUUUCUCUGGCAUGGAUGGACUCAGGCCUUUGGUCAGUGAAAGGGGGGAACAAACUGGUCUGCAGUGGUCUGCUGUCUGCCUCCAAGGCUGAAGUUAUCCCUGGAACUGUGUUGUCCAUAGAGCCCAAAGUCAGGCCUGGGCCCAGAGGGGACCCGGUGAAGCUCUACCAGGUCACUUACAGCACAGGCUCAGAGGUGACAGGGGACACCUACGACAUGGUCUUCAUCGCUGCUCCGCUGGGCCCCGACUUGGCCAACAUCAGCUUCAAGAACUUUGAGCCUCCCAUCCGCCAGCUGCCCAACCUGUACCACCAGACCAUCACCACGCUGGUGCACGGCCGCCUCAACACCUCCUUCUUUGGUUACCCAGAGCCAGCAACCUUUCCUUUCGGUGACAUCUUCACCAUGGACAAGCCCAACCUCUUCUUCAGCAGCGUGGGGAAGGUGUCCUCCGUGCAAGGUGUGAGCGCUGAGGCAGAGCUGCCCUCCCAGUUGGCCACCUGGAGGGUGUUCUCCAAUGAGGUCCUCACCGAGGAGCAGCUCAACCUGCUCUUCUCCUCCUAUGACUCCGUCAAGGUGAAGCAGUGGUUGGCCUACCCUGAGUACAGGCCCCCAGAGGAAUGUCCUCCCAUCCUCCUGCACGACCACAUCUACUACGUGAGCGGCAUCGAGCGAGCUGCCAGCGCCAUGGAGUUCAAUGCCAUCGCGGCCAAGAACGCUGCCCUGCUGGGCUACCACCGCUGGCACGGCAACGGCCACCGCAUCGACCAGGAGGGGCUGCAUGAGAAGCUGAAGGCAGAGCUCUGAGCUCGGCUCCAGCCUCUCCGAGACAAAGAUGCACCUGCUGUGGAGCCACCACUGGAGCUAACCAACGGAGAUCUCCUGGCUGAGUCCCCCACAGGAGAUGCUCUGCUAACUGAAGAUAGCCUAGAACCACAAGGGCAGGGCAGAAGCUUUCCCCAGUGUGCCAGCCCUCCUCUGAGCCCUCCCCCACGGAGCCCUCCCUGAGCCCUUCCCCACAAAGCCUUCCCCGCAGAGUACUUCCCAAUGGAGCCUUCCCCGAGGACCCCUUCCUGGGGGAGCCCUCCUUGAGCCCUUCCCCGAGGACCCCUUCCCAGGGGAGCCCUCCCUGAGCCCUUCCCCAAGGACCCCUUCCCAGGGGAGCCCUCCCUGAGCCCUUCCCCGAGGACCCCUUCCCAGGGGAGCCCUCCUUGAGCCCUUCCCCCAAAGCCUUCCCGGGGGAGCUCUCCCUGAGCCCUUCCCCGAGGACCCCUUCCCAGGGGAGCCCUCCUUGAGCCCUUCCCCGAGGACCCCUUCCCAGGGGAGCCCUCCUUGAGCCCUUCCCCGAGGACCCCUUCCCAGGGGAGCCCUCCCUGAGCCCUUCCCCGAGGACCCCUUCCCAGGGGAGCCCUCCCUGAGCCCUUCCCCGAGGACCCCUUCCCGGCGGAGCCCUCCCUGAGCCCUUCCAGCGAAGCCUUCCCCGUGGAGUCCUUCCCAAUGGAGCCUUCCCCCAGGACCCCUUCCCGGCGAAGCCUUCUCCACAGAGCCCUUCCCAACGGAGC